UCACGAAGGACACGUGAUUCUCGCAUUGCGACUGAGAGGGUGAAUGAGUGAGGCCAAAAAUUAAUUUGUUAUUGUUAGUGUGGCUUCUACUUUCGUAACUACCACUAAAUCUACUGCUGCUAUUUCUUUCGCUACCACGACCACCACCACUAAGUAGUCAUUCACCGCUGCUGCUUCCAUUAAAUAACAAUUCACUGUUACCGCUACCAUCACGGCCUCUACUGAUCUACACCGUUCACUGCUGCUGUCAGUGUUCUUGUUGUCGUCACAGACAUGGUGCCUAGCCCAAUGACGCGUGUGAGUUCUAGCAAGAACUCCACGCCUGAUAACCCACCAGCUAACCAAUUAUCUAAUGAUGAAGGUGAAGAGCAAGUGGCAUCCGACGACUAUUCGCCCGCGUUGCGUCGACGGAACAUGAGGAGGACGGUGAGCAUGGCGAAUUAUGAAGAAAUAACUGGCGAAGAGAAGAGGGAGCGACUGAAACAACCUGACAAACCGAUCCACCGACAUCUUGAUUCCCUAUUCAGUACCUCAAGUGGAUUCACAAACUACAGAGGAUUAUUAAAUCUUUGUAUUUUACUCCUUGUAAUUUCUAACACACGGCUGGUUUUAGAAAAUUUAAUAAAAUAUGGGAUUUUAAUCGACCCUGUAGCCUCAUUUCAAAUGUUCCUGCUUAAUCCAUAUAAUUGGCCCAAUGUUGUACUCCUUGCUUUAUUGGAGUUGUUUAUAUUAUUUGCUUUCAAAACAGAGUGCCUUCUUGCUAAGAAUUCUAUCAGUGAUAAAUCAGGCCAGUUGCUAUACUGCAUUAACCUGCUGGUUCUUCUCAUCUUCCCUGCUGCUCUCAUAUUACAUUUACAUCCAAACCCUGCCUUUUCCAUUGUGACAUUAGGUUUCUACACCACUGUCUUCUUGAAGUUAGUUUCAUAUUGCAGUGUUAAUAGUUGGUGUCGUAACCAAGUAAUGAGGGAGACCCCUUUAAAACGACACAAGUCAUUCAGCUCCUCUGAAGGAAGGAAAAUUCCUCAAAGUGGUAAAGUUGGCAGCCAAUUAGUUACAUAUCCAAAUAAUCUAAAUCUUAAAGAUCUGCACUACUUCAUGUUCGCACCCACCUUGUGUUAUGAACUCAAUUUUCCCCGCAGUUCUCGAAUCCGAAAAUCAUUUCUCCUAAAACGCUUUAUUGAAAUGAUCUUUCUGUGGCAGGUGAUGCUUGCUCUAUUACAACAGUGGUUGGAGCCAAUUGUCCGAAAUUCUAUGAAGCCACUUGCUGAAAUGGAUGUAAAAAGGUCUGUUGAAAGACUUCUAAAAUUAGCCGUUCCAAACCAUAUGAUUUGGCUGAUUUUCUUUUAUUGGUUCUUCCAUUCCUGUUUGAAUGUGGUUGCAGAACUUUUGCAGUUUGGAGACCGAGAAUUUUACCACGAUUGGUGGAAUUCAGAGACUGUGAGUUACUUCUGGAAAAGUUGGAAUAUUCCAGUUCACCGAUGGGCAAGCAGACAUCUAUACAAACCAUUGGUAAAACGAGGCCAUUCCAAGUUCACAGCAUCCUGUUUAGUAUUUUUACUCUCGGCUUUUUUCCAUGAAUAUUUGGUCAGUGUGCCACUGAAAAUGUUCCGCUGGUGGGCAUUUAUGGGCAUGUGCCUCCAGGUACCACUGGCAGUAAUUGUGGAUUCUCGUAAUUAUGGUAAAUAUGGAAACAUGGCAGUAUGGCUAUCACUAAUUCUUGGACAGCCUAUAGCUAUUCUAGCCUAUAUGCACGACUAUUACAUUUUGUCCAAGACUGAAUGAUCCUAAUACCAAUUACUUCUACAAAUUCCUACAAUUAGUAAAAGACAUCUCUUGAACCAUUUUCCAAAUUUAAAAAAAAAAAUCAUUCAAAUAAUUCUUCAGAUCAAUUGCUGGAUAUUUUAGAAUUUGUGUUUAAUUCUUUAUUUCAGAAUUUAAAACUAGCCAAACAUUUUUUCGUUUUCCUUAACAGUACAGCAUUUAUUUUCUAAAUAGUUCUGUGGUGGUCUGACCUUUGAGUAAAAAUCCUCCGCAGAACAAACAUUACUCUCACCUUUUUACCUUCCAAUCCAACUUGAUGCAUCGUUGCGCUAUUUGUAGAGACCCUGAACAAAUUUAUGCCCACCACAUUUUAGCAUCAUUAAGAAAUAGACUCCCUCACAUAUGUAUAGAAAUAUUUUUUUCUUUUAACAUUUACCUCUUACAUUAGGAAUUUUGGAUGUGUGGGGGGUUUCACAAUUGCUUUUAAUACAGGGACCCUUUAAUGCUGCUGACUAUUAAAUUGUCCUCUGUCAAUCCAAAGAUCAAAAAUAUAUUUAUUGAUUCAAAACUGAUGCUUCUAGAUUUGUCACUCAGUUUUUUUCCUUUCUGAGAAAUUCUUAGUUACAACAGAAUCCUCAACUUUGAAUGAAUAAACUUUGUGUAAUAAGUUCUCUUCCUAUCGUUUCUGCAUUCAGACAUACUUGUGUGUGUAUGUAUAUGCAUAUACAUAUAAUAUCUGUAUAUGCAUGUGUGUGUAUGUAUAUAUAAUGAAUGUGUAUUAGAAACAGGUUUAUAAAGUUAACCUGUGACUGAAAUUGUAUAUUUUUACUAAUAUAUUCCUCUUGUUAAUGUUAAUGAAAAUAUUACCAAAUUUCUUUCAAUAAGAACUGCAAUAUCUUUGAAGCUUUUGCCAGAAGUAAAGAUUCUAAGUGUGUGAGCGUAAGAUGUAUGUCUUUCUGAUAAAUUCUUCCCAGUUUUUUAAAUCUAUCCAUUGUCAGCAAGAGUACAUUCUUCAUAUUCACCCUAAAUGAAAAAUACUGGGUUUAAAACGAUUUUAUCAUUUGGUUUGGGUUCCAAUGCAUUGUUUUUAAAAAAAAAAAAUGAUUAUUUUUUUAAAUCCAUUGAAAAUAAAGUCCAAUAUAUAUAAACGUUUUAUAAAAAAAAAAAUAAAAAUAUAAAAAAGAUAUGCUGCCUUUGUCAGUAGUUCCAUUAUUUCACCAGAAUUCUGUGCCAAGUUAAAUGGCAAUCCUGAAUUCAGUUUUUGACCAAAUAAAAUUUUCUGAUUAGCACUUUACCAUUUUUCUCCUAGUAUCAAGGAAUAAUUUGUACCAGAAUAUGCCAAAAACCUAAAUAGUGAAAUUUAUUCAGUACUGGGUAGACUGAUCAAGAAAUUGGUAGUUCUUUUCAUCAUCACCUGUUGUCUUGUACCCAGCUCCCUUCAUAUAGAUGUAAGCAGGUAACCCAAAGCAGUGUUUAUUCAAUAGUGUAUUUAUGUUCCUUUGAAAUAUUACAUUUAACUGCUGUUAUCCCAAAAGGAUGUAAAUGGCGCCUCCUUUCAAUGUAUUUUCCCAUGAAGUUGUGAUUAAGGCAACACUGAAAUGACUCAGGCAGUUUGGGAAGUGACAGUUGAUCGACACCACAGAUUGUGGCUACAGCGCACAGCUGGCUCUAUUAGCAACACACUGAACCCCCAUGCCUCAUUUGCCCUUGUUUAUUAAUAGGGACCACAGAGUAUAUUCACCCCUAUUUGAAGCAGUCUAUAUUUGAUGGCUGCUUUAUUAGCUUGCAGUGUUUGAGUCUGAUCUCUUCAGUGUAGGACACUGGAGAAAGGGACAGAUUCUGUCAAAUUACAUGGAAACAAUUUUCAAGGGUUUAUAAAAGGGGACAGAUCCUGCUGAACAGACUAUAUGAAGACAGUCAUCAACAGUUUUAGAAUUUACAGUGACAAUGAUCCUCAAGUUACCUACUGCACAUCAACACACUUGGCUAUGGUUCAGAACUCAAUCCUUAGGGGUUUUGCUAUUUACACAUUAACUUUUAAUGAUUGUGCACAAACCAGUUUUUGGUUUUAAAAAACUGUUGAAAAGCCAUCA
This is a messenger RNA of Octopus sinensis (East Asian common octopus), 3854 nucleotides long. Its product is annotated as diacylglycerol O-acyltransferase 1. NCBI's taxonomy places the organism in Eukaryota, Metazoa, Mollusca, Cephalopoda, Octopoda, Octopodidae. Gene Ontology annotation, biological process: triglyceride biosynthetic process. Gene Ontology annotation, cellular component: endoplasmic reticulum membrane. The record is from RefSeq and is a predicted model, not a curated record. Gene Ontology annotation, molecular function: diacylglycerol O-acyltransferase activity. The transcript is spliced from 16 exons. The coding region runs from base 274 to 1782 and encodes 502 amino acids.